Molecule: messenger RNA, 8535 nt
Organism: Chelonia mydas (Green sea turtle)
Lineage: Eukaryota; Metazoa; Chordata; Testudines; Cheloniidae
Gene: GRAMD2A
Product: GRAM domain containing 2A
Exons: 14
Coding region: 176-1081 (301 amino acids)
Biological process (GO): regulation of store-operated calcium entry
Cellular component (GO): organelle membrane contact site; endoplasmic reticulum membrane; extrinsic component of cytoplasmic side of plasma membrane
Molecular function (GO): phosphatidylinositol-4,5-bisphosphate binding
Source: RefSeq, a predicted model, not a curated record
UGGAACUGGAGCGAGUCGCUGGGUGACGGCGCCGAGCCGGGGGCAGAGCGCGGGGCCGCCGCCGCCCAGGAUUGCUGACCUGCUGGGUAGCGGGGAAGAAGUAGAUGUGAUAUACCUUGAUUUUUGCACAAAGCCGGUGCAUGAAAAAGCAGCUUCCCUGAAGAGCUCUGAGCUCAUGCACAGCCAGGAGAAACUGGAGGCGCCUCAUAAGGAGAAGAGCUUGGAUGCCCUGGAUGGCAGUUUGCAUCUGAAUGAAGCUCUGAAGGAUGAAGAAAUAAAGAAAUGUCUCAGAGAAGCGACACCAAAUAAAUACAACUCGCAGUACCACAAGCUGUUCAAGGACAUUCCCACAGAGGAGAGUGUCUUGAAAGUCUGCUCCUGUGCGCUCCAGAGAGACAUCCUCAUCCAGGGGCGGCUCUACAUCUCCCCCAACUGGCUCUGCUUCUAUGCAAAACUCUUCGGGAAGGACAUCAAGGUGGUUAUCCCGGUGGUCUCGGUUCAAUUGAUAAAAAAGCACAAAACGGCCCGGCUGCUGCCCAAUGGGCUGGCUAUCACCACCAAUGCCAGCAGAAAGUACAUCUUUGUGUCCUUGAUCUCUCGAGACAGCGUGUACGAUGUGCUGAGGAGAGUCUGCACACACCUACAGGUUUCAAGUAAGAAGAGUUUGAGUUUGAAAGAAUUCACAGACGAACCUGAUUCUGUAUCCCUGGAGGUGAUCGUCCCAGAAGUGAAGUGGAGGAAGGUUUCCCCAGCAUCUCUGUCCCUAUCUCUCCCAGAUGCAGACUACCAGUGCAUCCACCGAGCGUCCAUCAGCAGCCUCAGCACCAAGGAGAGCUCUUUUAAUUCCGAGGAGCCCCUGGUAUCAGAAAGUGCAAUAAACACAGAAGAGGAGGAAUUGGAGGAGGAACCAAACUAUGUAGCAGAGCUGAGACCGUCUGAUUAUCAGCUCUUGAAAAUCUUCAUUGUACUGAUCUGCCUCCUGGUUGUGUCCUCGUCAUAUCUGGCAUUCCGGAUCUUCCGUCUGGAGCAGCAACUCUGCUCUCUGAAUCGGGACUACCUCUCACGUGGGCACCGGAGGUGACCAUCGCCCUGGAGCUGUGGCUCACAAUGGACCUUGACAGGAAAAUAGCACUUUGUGUACAGAUCUCCAGGGAGUCCUGCUGGUGAGCGUGGCUGCAAUAUCGAGAGAGUCUGAACCAAGGAUUGCUCAGUCUUUUAUUCCGCGUUACUUCUGGCUCGCGACACCUCCUUUUGCAAUGGCAAACCCCCACGUCCCUCCCUCCCUUGGCCUGUCGCGCGGUGGGAUUGGACUGGAGCCCAGCAGGCCAUCCAUGCAGUCACUUCUUCCAAACGACAGCCACCCGUUUGUACCAAACCCACUCCCAAGCCUUGACUGUUUAUCAGAGUCUUGGGUGCAGCUUCAUUGGACAGCGGCUCGAGCUGCAUCUCCAGUCGGAUUCUGAGCAAGUAAGAACAGUUAGUAGCUCGAUGGUCCAGGAAUCGCCUCUGUUGAGCAUAGAAGGUGUCACAGCAGCACGCAAUCUGCUGCGCCCUUGAUCAGCACAAUUAGGACCAAAUACUGUUGUUUUUCUACCAGCAGAGACUCCUGCUCAAGCGGGUACAGACUGUCAGUAUAACCCUAGCUGCUGCCAGCAGGACUCCCCUUCUUUUCAAUUGGCGAGAGCCCGGUGCUAGUGAAAUUACAUGUUCUUCCAGGGGCCUUGGCUUUGGCCCAGACGCACGGUGCCCAGAGCCGCAUCACCAUGGUAGCAGGAGACUCUAGCUCUAUGACACCAGCAUUGGGCCAUCGUCGCAUCCAUUGGACGGUGGCACACCAGACUACAGGACAACCGUGGAUCUCAGUUAAGUGAGAAGCCCCGGAAGCAGAGACUGACCCUCCCUACGGAGCUCAGGACUGGGGACACAGCUGAGGCAUGUUCUCUUCUCCCAGAACACACAUCCCACACUCAGCUAGUUCUCCUCAGGACGGAUUUCCUCUUGCCCUUUGGGGUUUCCACAUUACCGGGUCCUGAAAUGCAUCUCUGCUUAGGUGCCAGUGUUCAUACUCAGGCAAUAGCUCAGUUACAGUAGUUGUCAUAACAACUUUCAGUGUAAAAAUUACAGCUCCAGCGAAAUGCCAGACAGGAGUUAGUGCUCCUGGCCCGAUACCUGCUGAAGUCAGGUUCUUUAGGUGGCAAUAGCAGACUGUUAGUCACGGGGAUUCUUGUGCAACUCACAUCCCCUGUGAGGCUAGUGUGCGCAGCAUAGAUCAUGUUUAACCGCCCCAUGUCCCUUCCAAAACGUACCCCGGUCCCUGUGCCAGCGUUCCUUCAGGGCAGAAGAGAGGUGAAAAUAAAGGCUGAGGUGGCUCGCUAACCCCAAAGCCCAGCCCCACCCAGCGCUGUGCAGAGUAUGUGCCAUGCUGUAAUAAUGCACUCUGCCGCGCUGGGCAAUCCAGGGAAAGGGCAGCCCGCCCGUCCGCAAGCAGAUGCAAAGCAAGGCCGACCUGCACUGGGUAGGGUUCGGCAGUGGGGAGAUGAACAGGCUAGAAUAAGACCCCCUCAUUUGGCUCCUUGAGGAGGCCAGAGGAAGAGUUUGGAGCAAGAUUCAGGAGGGCUGUUUGAAAGGCAUCUGCACUUUAUAGGCAAUACGGAAUUUGGCCAGCAACCAGCAGUGCUGAAUCCGAACUUGGAGUGACGGUUGUCUGAUGGCGGUGCCAGGCACACUGUGCUCUCCACACGGGGCUCCUCAGCACCCCAAGUUUCUAACCACAGGAGAAGGCUGUAUGGGAGCACCCCCAAAGGAGAGUUGAGAGCUGGGCCUGGGCGGUGGUCUGUAGUAGGAUGUAGCCCUGCUGCGAUCAGGAGCCAGCGAACACCUUAGAUGGGGCAGGAGGAAUAGAUGUGUCUGUGUUCCCCUGGAAGCUCUGUGUCAUCAAUAUCUAAAUGAAACUUCCAGUGCUCUUUGGCCUGAGGCGGCGCCGUCCCUGGGGAGUGCGGGGACUGAGCAGAAACCUUGCUGCCCAUGGGGGACAAUGGAGCUGUGGGGGAUGGGAUCGGAGGCAUGAGUGCAAUGCUGGAAGAGGCUGCGCUCAUGAAUAUUCAAAAGCCUGGCUGGGCUGAUGCAUAUUAAGAGUCCAGCCUGCUUAGCGUUCUAGAAGCACCUCUCACACAGCCACUGUAACCGUGCGCUUUAGGACCCUGAUCCAAAGUCAAUGGAAAGACUCGCAUUGGCUCCAGCAGGCUUUGGAUCAGCCCCUCGUUCCCUUCACACUAAAUAAAGCCGUCUCUGCAUUGCUCGUGUGUGUGAAGCGCUUUGGGAUCACAUGGAGCGAAAGGUGGGAGACAGACACAAUACAGUGCAAGCGGCACCAGGAUGCGGCAUUCCCCUCACACCAGCAAGCAGCUCGUGUAACUCUGGUGUCAGGGUGCCCGGGACUCCCUCAGUGAGUUGUUCCAGAAGGGAUGUGCCCAGCAGUUGUGCACAGGCUGCUGGAGAGUGGCCGUGCUGCCGGCAAUACUCACCAAUCCCCUCUUCUCCGGUGUGUGUGUGCAUCAGGCAUCCGGUCUUUGGUUUGAUUGUGUUUGAAAGCGCUGCUAAAACAAAGUGCCAUGUCACCUGUGAGCUGUGCAGGGAGCUGUGUCCUGCCUUCGCUUUCUCUUUUCCCCGUCCUCCCUCCCCCCCCCCCCCCCACUCACUUCCCAUCCUGCCCCGGCAGCCGAUCUUACAGAGGAGAGGAACACAGCUAGCAAGGAGGGCGUGAGGACUGGCCGGAGCGCAACAAAGUGCCAGGAAAUGCUGCUUUAUGCCAGGGAUCAUUUCUGGGGGGUACGGUCUGACUCACUCUCUUGCACAAAUGACAACUCAGCUUUUCGGAGUACGAAUCUCUUUCAGUGUUUAACAAAGAAACCUCCAGUGACGUUAACCCACGCUCCUGGGGAUGAGGUCCCAGCGAGCAGUGGGGAGUGGGCUCGCUUUGCAGAUAGCACUCUGCUCCUCCAUCGCUGGAACUAUUUGCCUGCGGAUUGGCCAUCAAAGUUGCUCUUGCACAUUUGCCUGGGUCAGGACUGCUCCCGGCUUUCACCCCAUCCCCCAUAAACACUGACAUCAGGACCCCUGCAGCUGGCGGAGGUGCACGUUGACCGUGUUAGCCACAGCUCUUGAAAUGCGGCAGUAGUGCUGGCAGCUUCCUGACAGCAGCAGGAUGCCUGGGGGAGAGACAGGGCUGCAGUGGAUGUAGCCGUGUCUGCUGUGUUGCAUGGUGCCAUCCAGGGAGGAGCACUGUGAUGCAGACUCCUGCUUCAAAGCACAGCGCUUGCAGAGCUGCGGAGGGGGCUGUGCAGGCGGCGGCAGGACUUGCAGAAAAAGAACGACAUGCUCCAUGGCCUAACCUCUGUGUGUCUGGGCUGAGCUCAUUCAACUGCCAUUAACCUCACAACUGCUGCAGGGUCAGCAGCUGCUUCUGCUCCAUUGCCAUCAGCUCCGGGGCUAAGCAGGGCUCCCGCAGCAGGAUUCGAACACUCCCCUCUGGAGAGGUAGGAUCAUAUGACGAGCUUAUUGAAGACUUGGGAUCUGUUUGAGUAGCACGCUCGUCCCAAGGCCUUUGUUAGGGGUGGGCAGUGCAGUGCAGAACUAGGGGUGCCAUCGUGUGUUCCUGUCACAGCUAGCUGGGGGCUAGCGUGGUGGGUGGGGCUGGGACUCCACUCGUCACUGCGCAGAGAGAGGUUUCCAAGCACUAGCAUUUGGAGGUAACUGAGGAUUUGGGAGCUCUCCUGAUCCCCCUCCCAUUGCAGCUGUUUUCCACUGAAAGCACCGAUAAUGUAGUAUCCGAUAUAGGUUUUUAUAUCCCACUCCUCACCAUAGUCUGUGGGCACCUUCCAGUUGGGCAUCAAGCAAUGUGACUGUGCAUCUGUCCCAUGUUUGUUCUCCUAUCCUCGUCCCAGAGGGAGCAGCACGUGCAGGGGAGUGUCUUGUUUUGGUAGGGGUGUUUUUAAUCUUAUUUUUAUUAAAUAAAUACACCAUUGCAGAAUGGACGUCAAAGAAACGCACCUUUCACUUGGAGCAGAGAGUGGCGAGGUUUGUGGUAGCCCUUUGUCCCUGGCCGGGGGAGUUCAUUGCACAGGCUCAGACUGCCCCUGGAGAAAGGUCUGUCUCCCGCAAAGAUGACCUUUACUCUUAUUAUGGUUCCAUUGUGACAGAGGAGCAAAGUUGUCAACCAAGGUCUUCAUCCCAGAGCUUAAAUGGUCUUUUAGUACCAUGGCACAGUCCGUAGAAUGCUUUGAAGAUAAGGACUCAGCCUUGAACUUGAGUGGAAAUGCUAGGGGAGCCAGCGUAGAGAGUAGAGGAAAGGUGCUCGCAGCAGCUGUGGUGCUGAGAUGUGCUGCAGUGUUCUGUACUCAUCGGAGUUCCCUAAGCGCUGCAGGUUUCAUGCCCAGGUGUAUUGCAUUGCUGCAGGCCAGUUGAGCGGUGAUGAAGGUGUGAAUAACUGAGGCCAGGACUGAUGGGAUGGUGUGUCCAGCCAGCCGGAGGUGGUGGAAAGCGUUACAACCAUUGUGACAUGCGAGCUUGUUGUCAGAGAAGAAUCCAGGAGUACUCCUAAGUCGAUGGACUGAAAUUGACCAAUUGUGGGUGUGAACUUCAGCCAAAGGAGACUCCACCAUGGCUGAAAACUCUUCAAAAUACAUUCCCCCAUCCUCCAGCAUCAGCUCUCUUUUUUCUUGGGUUUAGCAUCAACCAGCUGUUCUUCAUCCAUGAGCUGAUCUCAUCAAAGCAUUGGGUCAUCUUGGUGGUAGGCGUGUGGUCGUAUGUAGUGAACAAUAGGUAGAGCUGUGUGCCAUCGGCAUAUUGUUGGCACUUGAGUCCAUGUCAUCCGAGCAGCUGGAUGUAGAUGCCAAAAGGGACCAGUGAGGGAACUGAUCCUUGUGGAAACCCAAAGUGAGGGGGGUCUAGUGGUAGAGGUGCAGUUGCCCAUCUCUGCUCUUUGGGUGUGUUUGUACAGGAAGGACUCAGGCCAUUUUACCUCAUUACCCUGGACUACUGUCCUCUCUUUCAGGCCAGACAGCAUAUCUCACGGUCAUCUGUGUCGAACACUGUAGAGAGGCCCAGGAGGAGGAGAACGGCUGUCUGCCCACUGACAGCAGGAGAUCACCCAUCAGUGCCACUAGGCCAGUUUCAUUUCCGUGUCCUGGCCUGAAUCCACAUUGUGCAAGGUCUAGAAUGUUAACUUCAGUUAGACGAUCUUGUAAUUGGCCUUUUGCUAGCUUCUCUGCGAGCUCAGGAACAGGAGGUUUGACACUGGGCUAGGACUGAAUUGAAUUCAGACUGGAGGCUUUUCUAGCUGCAAUUUAGCCUUCAGUUGUCAUCCAAUCAUUCCAUUUUUACUUUUGGCAUUCAUUUAUUUUACUCUUCUAGGUGCAGUUUAUUGUUCCAUUUUCUAGCUGCAAUUUUUUGUCCUUCUCCCCUCCGGUCUUGUUGUCACUAAAAUGGAGAGCUCUAAGCUGGGAUGCCAGAGCUACUCCAGCAGGAGAACAGGACUUUAUUUCCUCUUUUUACAUCCCUUUCUGCAACCCGCUCCAGUAUACCUCUGAAUGCCACGUGCUAGCUGCCAGUCACGGGUUUGCUCAGAUCUUCUGGGAGAUGGGACGUGAGCACACAAUCCUUUAGAAUUUUAUAACGGUAUUUAUUAUCUUUAAAGAGCCGGGAAAUGUAUCCCAAGGCAAUAACCCAGAGAUGAGCAAAUAUUAAAGCUCUCAGUGAUGAGCCAGUAACUUCCCAAGACCUCAUCUUCCUGAGCUGGGAUGCAAGGAGGAGAAUAGGAACCAUCCCAUGAGCUAUGUGAUUGGGAGACGAGAGAGCUCUGCUGGGGCCCUUUGAACAGUCCUCAUAGCUGCAUGUUCACGCCCUAUCUCCUAGUGACUGGCUUGCACACUCAAGUAGCUAGUCUCUGAGGGUGUCUCUACACUGCAAUUAAUCCACAGCUGCCCUGUGACUCGGGCUUUGGGGCUGUUUAAUUGUGGUGUAGAUGUCCAGGCUCAUGCUGGAGCCUGAGGGUCCAAGAGCCUGGGCUGCACCCUGAGCCUGAAGGUCUACAUGGUAAUUAAACAGGCCUGCAGCUGAGCCUCAGGAGCCCAAGAUGGCUGGCACAGGUCAGCUGCAGGUGUCGAAUGGCAGUGUGGACACACCCUGAAAGGCUCAGCAGGCGGAUCAGCCAUUGUGUGGGGCAGCAAUAGCUUUGUAGUGGAUAAAUAGGAAGUGGGCACUGAGGUGUUCACAGUGUGUGCGCUGGCUAACCGAGUCUGCCACUUGCUUUAGCUUUGCACCAAGCAGCCGUUCUUUGCCCCUUUUCAGACUGUUGCUGAACCUGAUCCUGUUUUGAUGUCUACCCGUUGCCAAUGUUAAACACUCUGGUUAGUGAAGGACCCCUGCAAAUUGGCCAGGUGCAGUAGUAGGUGGGUUUGCCAUCCUUUGACGCACAAGGAAUCUUGGCUGCUCGUGGAGACAGGAUACUGGACUCUGAUCUAAUCCUGUGUCCCUGAGGAAGCUCUCGGUCCUGCUGUUGCACUCUGUGUUUUGGGUGUUUUGUUUUGGGGAGGAGGAGAAUGUUUGCAAUCCACUAGUGAAAUGAGUGUCCCUGAUCUGCCAUGACACACUUCUUACCCUGAGUUGCGUCCUCUAACCAGCAGCUGCAAGGCAUUGCAGACAUAAGAGCAGCCUGGUUUCUGUAAGCUCCCAGAUAGAUCACAGUGAAAUCACUCAAACAGGCAUUUUACCUGCCUCCACCACCUGAGACUGGCCCUCUCCCACUGAAGUAUUAAUGUCAAUGAGUGCAGCAGCAGGCAGUCAGACGGGCUGUAACCUCAGCCAAGGAGGAAAUGCCCUUUAGCACCGCCAGCGUGGUCAGGCUGAAGUGAAAGUGACAAGACCUGGGGUAGGAAUGGCCCAGUAGAUGUCACAAUCCUGUAGCAUGGGGGAGGAUUCCAUUCAGACACACCAUUCUCCCUCCUAGGAGGCUGGGGACAAAGGCUGGAGCCAUUCUUGGUCCUUCUGGCCAAAGGACGGGGAGGAGCCAGGGCGGAGCUAAUGAUGCAGUCAUGAAGCUCCUUUUGAGGAGCUGGGAUCUGUCCCUGGUCUGGAGCCACAUCUUGCUGCGCCAGUCACUUGUACAGUAUUUUUGUGAGUCACAUGCAAUCUCGGUGCGAUUUUUACCCUUACUCUUCACUCCAGCCUGCCCGAGGAGUGUGUGCUGACGCAGCACCGCAGCUGGGAACUCUAAUUACUGAUGCAUCAAUGACUGGGGAAGGCAGCUGAAGUCGGUGCAUGCACAGCCCAGCCUUGCUGCUUCUAUCUUUAUCUCUAUUGUAAUCCAGAAGUCUUUAUGUAGAUCCAGUGAAUGGUUCAUGUCCUUUCCGCGCCCUCCCCCCUCCCCCUCCCCAGUUGUAUAACUACACCUGUUGGCCAGCGGGUGACAUCUGGGGCAUAGAUGCUGUCUUGCUGUAGCCUGUGAACAUAUUUUAAAUAAAAACUGAUAUUUUCUAA